Clonostachys rhizophaga is the source of this 990-nucleotide messenger RNA. The record is from the annotation of a GenBank genome assembly. NCBI's taxonomy places the organism in Eukaryota, Fungi, Ascomycota, Sordariomycetes, Hypocreales, Bionectriaceae.
AUGUCUGAAGCUCUGUGGCCCGAAGAUUCUAUGUUCGAACACUUCACUGUGUUUGAAGAGAUAUUCAAAAUUGUCGAUAAGCACGAGAUCAAAACUGCCAUCCUGAUCCCUAAAGAACUGAAACCCGGCCCCCAUCCGAUUAUAAUCAACCUACACGGUGGAUUCCUGGUUUACGGCCACUCUCUCUUCGCGCCCUUUUUCCCUCCGUGGGCACUUAAGCUGGCUCUCGAGAAUUCCGCCAUUGUUGUGUCACCCGACCACCGCCUCCUCCCCUCUGCAAACGGUGUGGCGGAUGUGUUGGAGGAUCUCGAAAGCUUCUGGCAGUGGACGCGCUCCAGCCUCGCCGGGGUACUGAAGGAUCGAGCACCAACUGUCUCCCUUGACUUCUCUCAUCUUCUUGUGACGGGCGGAUCAGCAGGCGGGUACCUCGCAUCGCAGCUCGCAUUGUCUCAUCCAGAUGAGAUUUCGGCGGUUGCGAUGGCAUAUCCCUUCGUGGAUCCCAAGGACCGAGUCAUUGUUGAAGGCCCCGCCCCCGGAGAGCCAAGCAUCCUCCGCUUCAAUGUAGAAGAGUUGCCAUCAAAGGACUCUGUGGUGUCAUGGAUUGAAGAGACGAGGAAGACCACUACAUCUAAAGCUGGAUGGGACAGAACACAAUGGGCCGUUUCUGCUGCUACGAACGGGAUAUAUUUCUCGCAGAUUUUCGACAAUCUUGGGCUCGACCUUCCGGAUUUCUUUCCUCUGGAGAGACUCAAGCGCGGUGCUAAGCUACCGAAGAAGGUAUGGAUAUUGCACGGAGAUGACGACAGUGUUGUCUACCUUCGCACUUCCCGCCACUUUGUUGCCCUGGCUCAAGAAAAGCUGCCCGAGACUACGAUUAGGCUCGAUAUUGCCAAGGGAGAAGACCAUGCUUUCGAUCUUCAGAAGACCUCUUGGGAGUUGCACGCGAUUGGUGGCUUGGACUUUGUCAAGAAUGGUUGGCUUAAGAACUAG